CCAGGGAUCUCUUUCAAAUCCACCCGGCAGCAAUGGUCCCAAAGCGAAAGCGAAAGCUGGGACGGAAAAGGAGAGCCGGGGAGCUCCGCCAUCUGUGUAGACUGGGCCCGAAGCGAUGAACCUGGAUCGCUUUUACACGGAGCAGGUCUUCCUUCGUGGGGACAAGGACUGGCGGACGGGGAGGGCCUUCUUCCUGGUCAAAAGCGCCGUGGGGAAGGUGUCCCAAUGGGCCUACGAAGCCAGCACGGGGCUCUUCCCCGGGGAGUCCGUCCCGGUCGGCAGCUACGUGGAAGGGCUGCACCUUCAAGCGGCGGGGAGUUCCAACGGCUUCGACUUCCUCCUCCCGGUGAGAUACAACCCGCAGCUGGCGCCGGUGAGCGGGGGGCUUCCCGAGGCUCCUCCCCGGGCCAAGCAGGCGCUGCCCACCUACAUCUUCCGCGAGGAAGGGCUGCCCAUCUAUCGCUGGGGCUCCAAAGCCCUCGUGGACCUGGAGGCGCUGGGCGAGACCUACGUGGAGAUCCACUGCCAUCGGCAGGAGGCGCGCCGGAAGGAUGAAGACGAUGAGACCGACUUGGACAAGUUGGAGGAACUGGAAGAGAGCCUCAGUCACCACAAUUUGGACCCUAAAGAAAUCUUGAAGGACUUGCACCGUUGUGUUGAAACUGCCUUGAAUCCAGCAUAUACCCAUCCUCGGCAAAAUGACCCAGUAUUCCAGCGAAGACUCUUCCCUUCCCGAGUUCCCAAGAUAGACCAUCACAUAAGAGAGGGUUUCAGACUGGAGGCCUUGGAUCUGGAUGGUCCAGCCAUCCAACUGACCUUCAAUGAUGGCUGUGACAAUGUCCCAGUGAGGCUGGUGCCUGCCGUCCUGGGGGCCUUCAAGCUCUCCAACCAGUGGUUACGGGAGGACCUCACCCACCUUUCCGACUGGUGGGACGGAGACCUGACCAACGAAAAGGCCAACUUCCUCCGGAAAGCCAGAGUGGUCCAAGAACUUGGGCCUGAGCUGGUCUCCAAAGGUGGAUAUUGGAGGUUCUGUUUUAGCCGUGUGGAGACUCGGCUUCUUGAAGAUAUUGAUGCAGAUGGGGGACACCGAGGGGAAGCUCUGCGGAUGCUGAAGUUUAUCAACACGACAAGAUGGACACCAGAAUAUGGCAGCAUCCUGACUUCCUACCACCUCAAGACCAUCCUGUUGUGGUGCUGUGAAAUCUAUCCUCAGGCGCCGCAAUGGGAGACGCUCCUGUCCUCAAUCCAGACCCUUCUGAGGCUCCUAAUCCACACCCUCAGCAAGGGGAGCCUCCCUCACUACUUCUUGGCAUCUGUGAACCUCUUCAGCAGGCGCUACAAAUCCAACAAUGCCAUCUACAGGUCUUUAGGCUUGGAGGUCCUCCACCGUGAGGCUGAAGUGAUGCUGACCAACACCAUGAGAUACCUGAUGCCAGAUUCUGAGCCACAACAUGAUGGUGCCUAUGAGGAGAUGAUGGCAGCCCUUCGGAUGUUUAAGGAAGAACAUAAGGAAGAUCUGGAGGAACUGAAAAGAAUGGAGGAUGGACAUAUGUACGAGAGCGUAGAAACGGUCAAGUCAGGAGAAUCUUAGGAGAAGAGCGUCAGAUUGAGAGGAGCACUCUUGUUUCCCAAGAGUGCUCCUCUCAGUUUCAAUUUUUCAAGUUUCCCUGGGAAGAUAAUUCCAGUCCUUACAAGGCAGGGGGACCAAAGCUUUAAAUUGUAUGGACCAAAUCUAACCAAAAUACCCAUAGAGUAGCUUCAAGUAGGCAAAUCAUCCCUGGACAAUUCUCCUUGUUUCCUGCUGCCGCCAGGUUCGUAUGUGAGGCUCUGUAUGAAUCAUAGAAUCAUAGAGUUGGAAGAGACCUCAUGGGCCAUCCAAUCCAACCCUCUGCCAAGAAGCAGGAAAAUAGCAUUCAAAGCACCCCCAACAGAUGGCCAUCUAGCCUCUGUUUAAAAGCUUCCAAAGAAGGAGCCUCUAUCACUCUGUGGGACAGAGUUCCACUGCUGAACAGCUCUCACAGUCAGGAAGUUUUUCCUAAUGUUCAGAUGGAAUCUCCUUUCUUGUAGUUUGAAGCCAUUGUUCCGCUUCCUAGUCUCUAGGGCAGCAGAAAACAAGCUUGCUCCCUCCUCCCUAUGACUUCCUCUCACAUAUUUAUACAUGGCUAUCACGUCUCCUCUCAGCCUUCUCUUUUGAAGGCUAAACAUGCCCAGCUCUUUGAGCCGUUCCCCAUAGAGCUUGUUCUCCACACCCUUGAUCAUUUUAGUCACCCUCCUCUGGACACUUUCCAGCUUGUCAAUCUCUCUCUUCAAUUGUAGUGCCCAGAAUUGGACACGCUAUCAUAUCGCCUCUCAGCCUUCUCUUCUUCAGGCUAAACAUGCCCAGCUCCUUAAGCCACUCCUCAUAGGGGUUGUUCUCCAGACCCUUGAUCAUUUUAGUUGCCCUCCUCUGGACACAUUCCAGCUUGUUAAUAUCUCUCUUGAAUUGUGGUGCCCAGAAUUGGACACAAUAUUCCAGGUGUGGUCUAACCAUGGCAGAAUAGAGGAGUAGCAUGACUUCCCUGGAUGUAGACAUUAUACCCCUAUUGAUGCAGGCCAAAAUCCCAUUGGCUUUUUUUGCCACCGCAUCACAUUGUUGGCACAUGUUUAACUUGUUGUCCAUGAGGACACAAAGAUCUUUUUCACAAGUACUGCUCUCGAGCCACGUGUCCCCAAUUUGUUUCUUUGCCUUUCAUUUUUUCUGCCUAAGUAGAGUAUCUUGCAUUUGUCACUGUUGGACUUCAUUUUGUUAGCUUUGGCCCAUCUCUCUAAUCUGUUAAGAUCCAAUAUGGUAUGGUGGAUACAGCAGGCUUCUUCAAUGUGCCCCCUCCCCAGUAUUAAGACUCCCAUCAUCCCAGCCAGACACAGGGCACCUGGACUCGAGUCUCCACUCAGCCAAAAAGCUCACUGAGUGAAUUUUCCCAUUAUUUCCCUCAACAUAACAUAUGAAGCGGAGUUUCAUAAGAAACAGAAAGGGAUUGUGUAUUCUCCUUUUUAGCGUCUUGAAGGGAAGAAGGAAUAAAGUUGUAAACACAUGAAAUCAAA
Anolis sagrei ordinatus is the source of this 3084-nucleotide messenger RNA. RefSeq lists its product as uncharacterized. The record is from RefSeq and is a predicted model, not a curated record. Lineage: Eukaryota; Metazoa; Chordata; Lepidosauria; Squamata; Anolidae.